GUUGCAUUGCACGCCGCAUUUCGUUUCUCUUCGCAAAAAAAAGUGAACAAAAAUACGCAAUUGGACAAAUCUAGUGGGCAAGAAUGUCUGAACCGGAGCUGGAACAGACGCCCAGCGUGGGCCAUGCGGAGGAGCAGCCGCCGGAAGAGGAGCACGAGCCGGAACAGGAGCCAUCCGAUGUGUACACAAUUGGCGGUCCGCCGAGGACGCCGGUUGAAGAUGCGGCGGCCGAAUUGAGCGCCAGUCUAGACGUCAGCGGCUCAGAUCAGUCGGCGGAGCAGUCGCUUGACCUCAGUGGGGUCCAGGCGGAGGUCACUGCGGAGGCGGAGCCACCGGCGAAGCGCCAGCAUCGCGAUAUCAGUCCCAUUUCGGAGGACAGCACGCCAGCGAGCAGCACAUCGACGAGUUCCACCAGGUCGUCCAGCUCCUCGCGCUACGACGAUGUCAGCGAGGCGGAGGAGGCACCACCAGAGCCGGAGCAACCACAGCAGCAGCAGCAGGAGGAGAAGCAGGAGCAGGAUCAGGAGGAGGUGAAGUCACCAGUUCCAGUUGAAUUGCAGGCACAGGAACAAGCGCAGCCGCAAGAGCAGGAAGUGGAGAUGGACCAGGAAAUUGACACCGAGGAUGAGCCCUCCUCCAAUACGGUGAUCUGUGUGGCCGACAUCAACGCCUAUGGCAGUGGCUCCAACAUAGACGACUACGUUGUGGAUCCCGAUGCGCCGGCCAAGGCCAUCAUCACCGAGGUGGUCACCAUUCCAGCUCCACUUCGUCUCAAAGGGGCACAACAACUGAGUCUGCCACUGGCUGCCCCACCGCCACCACCACCUCCUCCAGCAGAGGAAGAAGUCCCCGAGACUCCAGCCUCGCCCACAGAUGACGGCGAGGAACCACCAGCCGUGGGCUUAUCCUCGUACAUGCGCGUUCGUUACAUGCAGGACUCGACACCUGGCCUGCCCACCCGCCUGGCGCCUCGUGAUCCUCGCCAGCGCAACAUGCCGCCGCCAGCCGUAGUACUGCCCAUUCAAACCGUACUCAGCGCCAACGUGGAGGCCAUUUCUGACGACAGCAGCGAAACGAGCAGCAGCGAAGACGACGAAGAGGAAGAGGAGGACGAAGACGAUGCCCUGACCAUGGAGCACGACAGCACUUCCAGGGAGACGGUCAUCACCACUGGCGGCGACCCUCUGAUGCAAAAGAUCGAUAUAAGCGAAAAUCCCGACAAGAUCUACUACAUUCGACGCGAGGAUGGCACCGUGCACCGCGGCCAGGUGCUACAGUCGCGCACCAUGGAGAAUGCGGCCACGCCCGAUGAGUACUACGUCCACUAUGUGGGCCUCAAUCGCCGCCUGGAUGGCUGGGUGGGCCGACACCGGAUCUCGGACAAUGCGGAUGACUUGGGUGGCAUUACCGUGCUGCCAGCACCACCAUUGGCCCCCGAUCAGCCCAGUACAAGCAGGGAAAUGCUCGCCCAACAGGCCGCCGCGGCGGCAGCUGCCUCAUCCGAGCGACAGAAGAGGGCUGGCAACAAGGACUACUAUCUGUCCUAUUGCGAGAACAAUCGCUAUGACUACAGCGACCGCAAGAUGACACGCUACCAGAAGCGGCGCUACGAUGAGAUCAAUCACGUGCAGAAGAGUCAUGCUGAGCUGACCGCCACGCAGGCGGCGCUGGAGAAGGAGCACGAGUCCAUUACCAAAAUCAAGUACAUUGAUAAGCUGCAGUUUGGCAACUACGAGAUCGACACCUGGUACUUCAGUCCCUUUCCCGAGGAAUAUGGCAAGGCACGUACGCUAUAUGUUUGCGAGUACUGCCUAAAGUACAUGCGCUUCAGGGAGAGCUAUGCCUAUCACCUGCACGAAUGCGAACGAAGGCGUCCGCCCGGAAGAGAGAUCUACCGCAAGGGCAAUAUAUCCAUUUACGAGGUGAACGGCAAGGAGGAGUCGCUCUACUGCCAGCUUCUGUGCCUAAUGGCCAAGCUCUUUCUGGACCACAAGGUCCUGUACUUCGACAUGGACCCGUUCUUCUUUUACAUCCUGUGCGAAACGGACAAGGAGGGCAGCCACAUUGUGGGCUAUUUCUCCAAGGAAAAGAAGUCGCUGGAGAACUACAAUGUGGCGUGCAUUCUGGUAUUGCCGCCGCAUCAGCGCAAGGGAUUUGGAAAGCUGCUGAUAGCCUUUAGCUAUGAGUUGUCGCGCAAGGAGGGUGUCAUCGGUAGCCCGGAGAAACCGCUCUCGGAUCUGGGCAGACUUAGCUAUCGCAGCUAUUGGGCAUACACGCUGCUUGAGCUGAUGAAGAACCGCUGCGCUCCUGAGCAGAUCACCAUCAAGGAGCUGAGCGAAAUGAGUGGCAUCACCCACGACGACAUUAUCUACACGUUGCAGUCCAUGAAGAUGAUCAAGUAUUGGAAGGGCCAGAAUGUCAUUUGCGUUACGGCCAAGACCAUUCACGACCAUCUGCAGCUGCCGCAGUUCAAGCAGCCCAAGCUGACCAUCGACACCGAUUACCUCGUCUGGAAUCCACACAGCGCAGCGGCAGUGGCCAGAGCUCCGGGAAAUUCCGGCUAGCAUACGGAACCCGGGGAUCCCGUCCUGCUCUCAUCGCAUGUAAUUGUUAUAGACGAUGAUGACGAUUAAGAUUUUUUUUUUGUAUUUUGUAAGAAAGCGUAGGAAUAGGCUAAUGCACCCCUCAAAAUGUAACAUGUAUAGAAUCAUAUAUCUAAAACGAAACCAUCAGAAGGUUUAACAACAUUAAGCAAUGUAUUACUUAACGUUUGGUUUACAACUUUUUUUUUUAGUUAAGGAGUCUUACGGAUAGGCUGUUGUACCUCUUAAUGAUUAAACC
Molecule: messenger RNA, 2841 nt
Organism: Drosophila teissieri
Lineage: Eukaryota; Metazoa; Arthropoda; Insecta; Diptera; Drosophilidae
Gene: mof
Product: males-absent on the first protein
Exons: 1
Coding region: 84-2564 (826 amino acids)
Biological process (GO): regulation of DNA-templated transcription
Molecular function (GO): histone acetyltransferase activity
Source: RefSeq, a predicted model, not a curated record